Messenger RNA from Candidula unifasciata, 305 nucleotides. The record is from the annotation of a GenBank genome assembly. Lineage: Eukaryota; Metazoa; Mollusca; Gastropoda; Stylommatophora; Geomitridae.
CCUCCAGAGGCGGCCCCAACCUGGCAGGGGGCGCGAAACGCCACUGAGAUGCCCAACUCCUGUUGGCAGAUGAUUGAUACUAGCUUCGGUCGCGCCCAGAGAGUGGAAAUGUGGAACCCCAACACAAACAUGAGCGAAGAUUGCCUGUACCUGAAUCUCUGGAUUCCAUCAACAACGACAACCAAACCCAUCCUAGUGUGGAUCUACGGCGGUGGAUUCUGGGCUGGAACCUCGACCCUCAGCGUGUACAACGCCCUAAGGUUGGCCAGUAGAAGCGAUUUAAUCGUGGCCUCGUUUAAUUACAG